AUGAUUCUGGGCCGGUCAUCCAAGCCACGGUCCCGCGCAUCUAUUGCGUGCGCCGGUUGCCGAGCACGACGCACAAAGUGCAUUAUUGACGAGGGCCAGAGCUCGUGCGACCGCUGCAUUCGCCUCUCAAAACCGUGUGUGCUGCGCGACGACGAUGAGCGCAAACGGCCCGUCACCAAGGCGCAGGUGCAUGCGCUGAUACGACGCAUCGGCGCGCUCGAACAGCGCCUGAGUGAUGCGGGCCUGGAGAUCCCACCGGCCCUGACGGACGAUGGCUCGAUGGCCGCGGCCAUGCAGAUCCCGCGCGACCAGCAAUCCUACGGCGACGACCCUCUUGAGCGGCGCACAUCAAUGCGUGACGAUGUGGCGGCAGCCGUCCAAGGCAGCGUCGUCACGGCGGCAGCACUGGUUGCGGCAGCAACAGGCAACGGCCGGGGCGUGGCACAGGCGGCCGGAUUUCGUCGCGACGGCAGCCGGGACAUGGGCAGCUCGUCCCCUCCACAAGAUCCGCAAUCAUAUCAUUUCCGGCCCGGACCCACGUUGACAUCAUCGACAAACGGCGGCAGCGGGCCUAUGUGGCCGCCACCACCAAUACAGGCAACGACGACACAAGACCGGAGCAAGAUCGGACAUGCCACUGACAGCACAGCAAACGGCAGCUUUAGUGGCUCUCGAACAAACAACAAUGGCGCGACCGAAUCGCCUGCGAGCACGGUCGGGUCAUCGGACAUGGCACCGUCGGCCUUGUACAGCGAAUCCGAUCAGCGACGGCGGUUGCGUGCCGGGUCCAUGAGCAACAUGGGGCCCCGCGGCCACUCGCGCUACAUUGGCAUCACGACCAACUACCACAUCUACUCCAACAUGUACCACGCCGAGAAGGAAGAAACUCGGCGCGAGCGCGAGAAGAACAUGGCGCGCACGCGCGAGUUUUUGGCCAACAUCCCCAUUGACGCGCACCGCCACCUGAUCAACCAGUUUUGGUCGUGCUACAACACAAUCAUCCACAUUGUCCACCGUCGGGCGUUUGAGCUAGAUAGCGGAAUGAUGGUUGGUGGCGGCAGCGGCAGCGGCGUCGACGGCCACAGCACCGACAGCCAUCGAGAGCCAGAGAUGGUUCCAGGCGCGGGGAGCAGCAACACUAGCAGUGGCAGUUAUUAUUCGCCGUUUUUGCAUAUGUGCAUGCUGUCCGUUGGCUACCGCUAUGCCGACCGAACGCGACCCGACGUGCAAGCUUUUGCGACCCCAGACGGCGAGUCAUUGCUUCAUGAGGAGGCCAAGCGACUCGUCGACUCGGAACUGCAGAUGCCGGGCGGCAUACCUUCGCUGCAGGCGCUGCUGCUUCUCGGCGACCUCGAGUGCGGCGUCGGCCGCUACAACACAGGGUGGCUGUAUGCGGGGAUGGCGUGUCGGCUGAUUUUCGACCUGGGCCUGAACCGGCAAAUCGGCCAGGCCGGCCAGUCGCGGCUGGACAUGGAAGUGAAGCGGACGGUGCUGUGGGGAUGCGUCGUCCUGGACCGGUUCUGGGGGUUGUUCCUGGGCCGGCCGACCAGCAUCAAAAUUGCCGACAUCACCAUCUCCAACGGCCCCACUCAGCCGUGGCCCAUGCGUGGCUGUCUUCCCAUGGGACCCAAGUUCCGUUUCGAGACGGAAAUCUACGAUGCACUCAUUCACCUGACGGACACAGCCUCCAAGCUGACCGACGCCGCCCACUGGCACUACACGACCUCAGAUCCGAGCGCAUACUAUUUUGUGACGGGCCUGCACCAUGAGCUGCGCAAUUGGCACAAGCAACUCUCCAGCCGAUUGCAGUGGACGCCUGCGAACCUGGCGCGCGACCCGCCGUCGGCCUUUUUCAACCUGCACCAGCAGUACCACACCAUGUACAUUCUAAUGUACCGGCCGUUCCUGUCGGCCGGUCAAGCCACACCAGCCGGCACGCACAACACGGGUGGUGGACAGACCAACGGCAACACUGAGCCUGCUUCCAGCCGUGGUGGUGGUGGUAGUUGCAGCCCCUACGAUGAUGUAAUUGACGACACUGGGCCGACCGACGACGGCAUGGAGCCAGAGAUGGGCACGGACAUUGUCACGGAAAUGGCGCGCAGGAUGUGCUUUACGCACGCCAUCGAGGUCGCACGCAUCUACGAGGCGUUUUGCGCGCGGUUCGAGUGCCGCAGCAUGUUUGUGACGGGCAUGCAGCACGCAGCAACGACCGCGUUUGCGAUUGUCGAGGGCCUGUCAACACAGAGCGCCGACAAGCAGGCGGAGGCGCUGGUACACCUGCAACGACUGGCCGAGUCGCUGUAUGCGCAUGCGACCGUCUACUACCCGGCGCGGGUCAUGUCCAAUAUUCUGUUCCGGGUGCUCGGCGAGUACCGUGACAGCCACGCCCAGCGGCAGGCCAACCAGCAUCAACAUUUUCGGCAGCACCAGCACCAGCACCAGCAACAAGACAGCGCACACCACCCACACCACAUUCACCACCAGAGCGUUGAUAUGCCCGACGCCAAUACGGCUGCGCCGACCACAAUGCCGCCGGCCUGGACAACGACACCGACCAGCUCUGGUAUGAUGCAACCACCACCCGUCCCUGGACAAGCGCCGACAACACCUGUCUCGCACCCCGACUGGACGGGCGGUGGCUUGCAAGGCACAAUGCUGGACGGGUCGAUAAUCUCUGGUGCCGGAGCCAACAGUUUUGUCGACUUUGAGUUUGACUCUGGCAUUUGGGAGUCGAUUAUGAACACUCUGUCGCAGCCGUUGGAUCUGGGAGCGUAG
Molecule: messenger RNA, 2778 nt
Organism: Sporothrix brasiliensis 5110
Lineage: Eukaryota; Fungi; Ascomycota; Sordariomycetes; Ophiostomatales; Ophiostomataceae
Exons: 2
Coding region: 1-2778 (925 amino acids)
Biological process (GO): regulation of DNA-templated transcription; DNA-templated transcription
Molecular function (GO): zinc ion binding; DNA-binding transcription factor activity, RNA polymerase II-specific; DNA binding
Source: RefSeq, a predicted model, not a curated record